Messenger RNA from Pocillopora verrucosa, 3507 nucleotides. The record is from RefSeq and is a predicted model, not a curated record. NCBI's taxonomy places the organism in Eukaryota, Metazoa, Cnidaria, Anthozoa, Scleractinia, Pocilloporidae.
AUGGCGGUUUCGCUACCAAGUUUUCCACCGUUCGACGUCCAUGCCGAUGGCAGUGCAGGUCCACGAUGGAAAAGAUGGCUAGGACGCUUAGAACGAAUGCUUAUCGGAAUGAACAUCACAGCUGCGAAAAGGAAACGGGCUUUGUUGCUGCAUUAUGCCGGCACCGACGUAGACGAAAUAUUCGACACCUUACCAAACACUGGCGAAGACGGCGACUAUGACACGGCGGUCGCGAAACUUAACGAGUAUUUCUCCCCACAAGUCAACACCACAUAUGAAGUAUAUAAUUUUCGCCAGACGAAGCAGAAAGAGGGUGAGUCGCUUGAUAGUUUUCACACCAGGCUUCGCCAACUCGCGAAAACCUGCGAAUUCAGCGAUGUUGACAAAGAAAUUAAAGAACAUAUUAUUCUGACGUGCAGUUCCAGCUCGCUUAGACGCCGAGCGCUACGUGAAAACCCAACGUUAGAAGGUUUAUUGAAUCUAGGAAGAGCAUUAGAACUCAGUGAAAAACAAGCGAAAGACGUAGAAGAUACCGGAGGCGAAUUCCAAGCCGUCAACAAAAUCAAACGAAAAGAAGAGAAUCGGCAAAGCCGCCCACGAUACCGGCGUGACACACAAUCACGCAAUCGUCGUUUUGGAAACAAGCAAGGCAAUUCUCCCAGAAAAUGUGGCAAAUGUGGCGGGUACGCACCUCACAAAAAUCCAUGUCCUGCGCAAGGAAAAGUCUGUAAAGCCUGCGGGAAAAUUGGCCAUUUUGCUCAUGUUUGUCGUUCAAAACCUCGUACCGUGGCCUCCGUGGAAACUGGUCAAACCUCUGAUGAAGAAUAUGAGUACGUUUACACUGUCGACCAUCAAGAAAACAAGAAGCCACCCAUAUGUCAGCUACAAAUCAAUGGAAGAAACGUGAACAUGAUGAUCGACUCGGGUGCAUCUGUUAAUCUUCUUGAUGAAAUAACCUUUCAAAGAAUUAACAGUCACGGCAGUGAAAGCCUGCAGCCUGUUCACACCAAGAUUUAUUCAUAUGGAUCUAAAGUCCCUCUUCCUACCCUGGGAAUCCUCACUGCAACCGUGAAAUCCAGUAACGCGAGCACCUCCGCUCAGCUGACUGUUGUUAAAGGAGAAAACGGAAAUCUUCUCAGCUAUCACACUGCAAAGAAACUAGGUCUGAUUGCGGUUUCUAUUAAUACUGCCACCGUCACUGAAAGAAACAAAGACGACCCGGAGUCUCUAAAAGAAGAGUUCAAAUCACUGUUUGGAGGCAUAGGGAAAGUACCAAACAAACAAGUGAAGUUACACAUUGACCCCGAUGUUACACCCCGACAGCAACCCCACAGACGAAUUCCAUUUCAUGUUAGAGACGAUGUCGAAAAAGAGCUUGAGAGACUUGAGAAACUCGACAUCAUCGAGAAAGUUGAAGGGCCCACACCCUGGAUCAGUCCAAUUGUUGUCGUCCCCAAGAAAUCCGGAGAAGUUCGAAUCUGUGUUGAUAUGCGUGAGGCAAACCAAGCAAUUAAGCGGGAAAAGCAUCUCAUGCCAACCAUUGAUGACCUUGUUGCUGAUUUGAAUGGUGCAACGCUUUUCAGUACAUUAGAUCUGUCCUCAGGAUACCACCAGCUUGAGUUAUCACCUGAAAGUCGUUAUGUCACAACCUUCAGUACACAUGCUGGCCUAAGAAGAUACAAACGUUUGCCUUUUGGAAUUAAUGCAGCGUCCGAAAUUUUCCAGGAAAAGAUCAGGGAACUCCUUUCUGGCCUCCCAGGAUGUAAAAACAUCUCAGAUGACAUCAUAGUAUUUGGAAAAGACCAGGAAGAACACAACAAGAAUCUCCGUGGUGUUCUCCAGAGGCUUAAAGAAAAUAACCUCCGUCUCAACAAAGACAAGUGUGCGUUUUCCAAAACUGAAAUCAAGUUCUAUGGUCACAUUUUCAGCUCUGUCGGUGUUAGACCUGAUCCAAAGAAAGUUAAAGCAAUCCACGAGGCACAAUCUCCUCGGAACCAUAGUGAACUGAAGUCUUUUCUUGGUAUGGCACAGUACGUCUCCCGAUUCAUACCAGACUAUGCCACAAUCACGACCCCUUUGCGCCUGCUGACCCGACAGGACACCCCUUGGAAAUGGGAGCAAGAAGAACAAAAGGCAUUGGACAAGCUGAAAGAAGCCCUCGCUGGGGAUCAAGUUAUGUCCUACUUUGAUCCAAGAAAGAAGACCGAAAUCAUUGUCGAUGCGAGUCCAACUGGUCUUGGUGGACUGUUAGUACAAGAAGGCAAAAUUCUUAGUUAUGCAAGCCGUGCUUUGAGUGAUGUGGAAAGUCGCUACUCCCAAACAGAGAGAGAGAUGCUUGCCGUAGUAUGGGGAGUGGAACAUUUUCAUCUGUAUGUUUAUGGUGCCCAGUUUUCUGUUAUUACUGAUCAUAAACCUCUCAUAGGCAUCUUUAAGAACCACAAGCAAACUUCCCCAAGAAUGGACAGGUGGAAACUUCGACUCAUGCCCUACGACUGUCAGCUGAUCUAUCGGCCUGGAAGAGAUGCCGAAAACCCUGCUGAUUACAUGAGCCGACAUCCGUGUCCCACAGCACCAGAAGAACAAAAUUUGGCUGAAGAUUAUGCCAACUAUGUAUGCUCUAAUGCUGUACCAAGAGCAAUGACGCUCGAAGAAAUAAAACACGAAACCAGAAAUGAUGCAGAAAUGCAAGCUGUCGUCAAGGCUGUGGAAACUGGCCAAUGGAAUGUUCCAGACGUACAGAAAUACAAGAAGCUCAAGGAAGAAUUAUCAGUGUUCAAUGGACUAGUAUUGAGAAGAAACAGAAUUGUGAUACCAUUUACUCUCAGAAGUAAAGCAGUAGACCUGGCACAUGGUGGUCACCAGGGGAUUGUCAAAACAAAGCAACUCAUCCGAGACAAAGUGUGGUUCCCCGGAAUCGACAACCUAACAGAAGAGAAGGUCAAAAGCUGUCUUUCAUGUCAAGCUGCAUCGACCAAGUCACCACCGAUUGAACCCCUUCGAAUGACGCCACUCCCUAGCGGACCUUGGAGAGAAGUCGCAGUGGAUUUUGCUGGACCGUUCCCCUUUGGUGAUUACAUCAUGGUUGUAACAGAUGAAUUCAGCCGUUUUCCGGAAGUAGAAAUACUUACCUCAACAUCAGCAAGAGUUGUGAUCCCUAAACUUGAUGCAAUAUUCUCAAGACAAGGGGGAAGGACCAGGUCUUUCCAGUUUUCUUGGAUAGAGAAAUGCAAUGGACUUGUGUACUCUGAGAAACACUGUGGGGCAAACUAUCUUCGUAGUCAUCAAGAUGACAGCAGUGAUGUGGCCAAUGACCUCGACAGAAACCAUGGAAACUUUCUGGCACUGCUACAGUAUAGGGCAUGUGGAGGCAAUUCAAUCCUGGAUGAGCACUUCAAUUCAUGUGCUGGGAAUGUGAUAUACACAAGCAAGACAAUCCAGAAUGAGCUGAUUAUGAUCUGCAGUCAUUUGAUCAGAGGCUUGAUCCUGGAGGAAGUAAGGGAAGCCUGA